Messenger RNA from Anolis sagrei ordinatus, 3009 nucleotides. RefSeq names its product SUMO specific peptidase 3 (gene SENP3). Lineage: Eukaryota; Metazoa; Chordata; Lepidosauria; Squamata; Anolidae. Gene Ontology annotation, cellular component: nucleus. Gene Ontology annotation, biological process: protein desumoylation; proteolysis. The record is from RefSeq and is a predicted model, not a curated record. Gene Ontology annotation, molecular function: deSUMOylase activity.
UCUCUGAGGCGCCGGUUGAUGACGCCUUUGGGCGGCGCCGGCGGCUCCUGAGGGAACGAAGAGGCGGCGACGGCUUGGUCAGAGAAGCGAGCGGUUCCUCUCCCCUCGGAGGGACCGCGGCGAGGCGGAAGGGAAGACCCUUUUUGACCCUCCUCGGUGCCCGUGGCCACUUUGGGCCCUCUUCCUUGGGAACCUGAGAGCCUGUUCCUUAGCCACGCCCCCUCCGGCCUGCUCCCUUUUUGGCCGCUCUCCCCCUCCGUACCCCAAGCCACGCCUCCUCCUGGCUUCCUAUGACCUGCCUGCGAGAGGAGACCCCACUUAGGGUCUGAAGGAAGGAGGAAGGCCGCAGGACUGUGAAAGCCAUGAAGGAAACCAUUCAGGCCAAGAAGUAUUGGGGAGCGUCCCCCGGCCUCCACCACGCAAUGGGCCACCGGGACAAGGUCUGCCGUCCUUCCCAGGAAUGGGGCCAGCCGGAGCCCAAACGGCGCGGGGGAGGUGGCUGCUUUGAAGGCAACCGUCGGUUGGCGUAUACCAACAAACAGUCUCCGGGAUUUGGCCCCAUGUCCUCCGGCAGCGACGAGGAAGAUAAAGGGAAGUGGGGCCUCCCUUGCAUGUCCGCCUGGGGAGUGGCAGGCGAUGCGCCUAACUCUGCUCCGAACAAAUCCGGCAGCAGGGGGAAGGUGGCCCGGAGCGGGGGCCGGGCCUGGCCCUUCGAAGUGAAGUCGGGGGCCAAUUCCCGGGGGCGCCCAGCACUGCUCGGGGGUACCUUGAGGCGACAUGGCACCAGGCGUCGGCGCCAGCGAGCCCUGCAGGCCUUCCGGAUGCUGCUCUAUUCCAAAAGCUCCUCCUUCGCUUUCCAUUGGAAGUUCUGGGGCAAGAUGGCUUCCAAGGCCCGUCGCCGGCCCGGGACGAAGCGGGCUCGGUCCUCCUUGUCCCUUUCUCCAGGGUCGCAGCCCGACGACGACCAUCUCCCUCUCUACAAGAAAAGCUGCCGAAUAGUCAGGGAGGAGGACUGCCAGGGCGGAGCCAAGCGCCGGCCCCGCCCCUUCAAGCCCCACCCUCCCUCUGAGCCCCACUUGGACUACGACACCUUCCCCACGCCUUCCCCCGUGCCACAGACCCCUCGCCUCGGCCUCCUGGGGGCCUUGAUGGAGGACACUGCCUCUUACCCUCAGUACGUAGAGCUGCAGAGGGUCAGUUUUGACAGGGACCCGGGAAGCAUGGAGAUGGACGAAGAGGAGACGGCCACCAUGCUCAAGUUCCCCGCAGGAGGACCCCCGGCCUCGCCCCGGAGCCGGAAGGCUGGAGAAGGAGAGCUCAGCCUGGAUGGAGACCGAGGCCCCCUGGAUGCCCUCCCAAACGGUUUUUCCUCCCUGGCUCCCGACGGCGACCUCUGCUCCCUCCCGGGAGUCACGGACGCCACCAUCCUCAUCAGCAACGUCUGCAGCAUCGGAGGUCGUGCGGCCGAGGAGCUCUUCCAAGGCCCCCGGGACAAAGAGAGGCUGCUGGACCCUUCCGGAAUGAGGCUGGAAGCCGGGGGCCAGCAGGCAGAGUCGGCCAUUGAAAGCGGGCAGGAGAGACUCACCGAGAAGGCCGCCCAGCACAGCCCUCUGCGGGAAGAACACAUCACGUGUGUCCACAACAUCCUGGACGAGUUCCUCCAGACGUACGGCAGCCUCAUUCCCAUCAGUGUGGACGAGGUGGUGGAGAAGCUGGAGGACAUCUUCCAGCAGGAAUUCUCAACGCCACAGAGGAAAGGCAUGAUCAACCAGCUGAUCCAGUCCUACCAACGCAUGCCAGGGAACGCCAUGGUCCGGACCUUCCGGGUUACCUACAAGCGCCACGUGGUCACCAUGGAUGACCUGCAGACGCUCUACGGACCGAACUGGCUCAACGACCAGGUCAUGAACAUGUACGGGGAUCUCGUCAUGGACACGGUGCCGGAGAAGGUUCAUUUCUUCAACAGUUUUUUCUACGAUAAGCUACGAACCAAGGGGUACGAGGGGGUGAAGCGCUGGACCAAAAAUGUGGACAUCUUCAACAAGGAGCUGCUUCUCAUCCCAAUCCACCUGGAGGUCCACUGGUCCCUCAUCUGCGUGGAGGUGAAGCAGAAGAAGAUCACAUACCUGGACUCCCAGCGCACCCUCAACCGGCGCUGCCCCAAGCACAUCUGCAAGUACCUGCAGGCUGAAGCAGACAAGAAGAAUCGCCCCGACUUCCGAGAUGGGUGGAGAGGAGUUUUCCAGAUGAACAUUGCCAGGCAAAACAACGACAGCGAUUGUGGAGCCUUCGUCCUGCAGUAUUCCAAAUACCUGGCUCUGGGCCUCCCUUUCACCUUCACGCAGCAAGACAUGCCGAAACUCCGCCGACAGAUGUACAAGGAGCUGUGCCACUGCAAGCUCAUUGCGUGACCCACUGCCUCCCGCCCACCGACACACGCAAACGCCCCCCGGAGACCCCUCCCUCGGCGCCACAGGCGGGGCGCGGCUCCUCCUCGGCCCCGCACCCCGGACGGCCCUUCCUCGCCCCUCCGCCGCCAUCCGUUUUGUGGCGCCUUCCGCAAGGACACUCUUAGGUCACAGGAACUCUGGAGGUUUGACCACCGGACUCUUAUCCUUCUGGAGGGGAAGGCCUUUUUGUUGAUACCCAAAGUUGGGGGAGGAGGCCCUUCUCUCUUUGGUUCUCUCUUCCUGGUCAUUUAUUUUUUCUCUCUCCCCCCCAGUUCAUAUUUAAGCCUCGGGUGGGUUUCUCUCAGUUGGUUCUUUUUGGGGAGACAUGGAGGGUGGGGCUUCUGUAUCCAGCCACCCUCGGUCAAGCGUUCCGUUUUGAAUAUGGGGACCAGGAAGGGAAGGGGAGGAGGGCUCCGUUGGCCCCUCCACCCCCAAAAACACCCACCCACACGACUUCUCCCCCCAGUUUAUCGCCCUUGUUGGUUCCUUGUGUUAGUGGAUGAUGUCUGGGUUUCUUUUUUCUUUAUUUUUUUUCCCCAAGGGGUAUUUUUUUGGGGGA